Molecule: messenger RNA, 2427 nt
Organism: Austrofundulus limnaeus
Lineage: Eukaryota; Metazoa; Chordata; Actinopteri; Cyprinodontiformes; Rivulidae
Gene: pafah1b3
Product: platelet-activating factor acetylhydrolase, isoform Ib, gamma subunit
Exons: 5
Coding region: 365-1036 (223 amino acids)
Cellular component (GO): cytoplasm
Molecular function (GO): platelet-activating factor acetyltransferase activity
Source: RefSeq, a predicted model, not a curated record
CGCUCACAGUGAAAAUUAACUUCCUGUCACAGAAUUGGGCACAUAAGGAUGUUUUGAUUUAUUGCGACUUGUUGUACAUUUAUAUCUCUCGGUGUAAAUACGUUUUGAAGCUAAUAUUUCCUAAAUAUUUCACAAUAUUGCCUUUUAAACAGUUUUGUGCCUGCUCUUUGUCUUUUAAGCUACAUCUAUCCCCUGUACCGAUAGGCUAGCUAGCUGUUGUUGCUAAUUUCAGGCAACCCCAUAGAUGCAUUUUGCUAGCAGGUAGGGCAAAAGACUAUCGACCAACCGAUUUGGUGUUUGUUGACAAAGUGUAUAUAUUUUGUAAGUCUACGUGGAUACUUUCCCAUAUUAGCAAAGCCAAAUAAUGAGUGCAGAACACUCGAACCCAGCCGCCACACCCACUCCCUGUGAAGACACUCAGGGAGAUGGACGAUGGAUGUCCUUGCACGAUGGCUUUGUAUCAUACAGCAAAGACAAAGAACCCGAUGUCCUGUUUGUGGGAGACUCACUCGUUCAACUCAUGCAUCAAUUUGGGAUUUGGCGGCAGUUGUUCUCUCCUCUCCACUGCCUUAACUUUGGGGUCGGUGGUGAYGCAACACAGCAUGUGUUAUGGAGACUGAGCAACGGUGAACUGGAUAACAUUAGCCCAAAGGUCGUAGUGCUGUGGGUUGGAACGAACAAUCACGGUCACACACCUGAACAGAUCUGUGGUGGAAUCAUGGCUAUCGUUCAGCUCAUUCACAACAAGCUCCCCAAUGCUCACACACUUGUACUUGGUUUACUGCCCAGAGGUAAAAUGCCCAACCCUCUGCGAGAGCGAAACGCSAAGGUGAACAAGCUGGUCCAGGAUGCCUUAUCAUCUGUUCCCCAUGGCUCCUUCCUGAACGUGGACCCCGGCUUUGUCCUUUCGGACGGCAGCAUCUCCCACCAGGACAUGUACGACUACCUUCACCUGACCUCUCACGGCUACCAGGCUGUGUGUGAACCCCUGCACGCCCAUAUCAAAUCUCUGUUAGAAAAACCUGAUGAGAACUGAGUGCCAAGGUUACAAAAACGUCAUGUAUACACUACAGCAGUGGUCCUUUCCCCUGAUUCCAGAGAUCACUGCCUUGAGCUUUUUAAGACUUUGCAUYGUGAAAAAGGGGAUUAGGUGUUAAGUGCAGCACUUAAACUGUGCAAGUCUUCUCUAAAACCAGGGUUGGUGACCACUGUUGCUGAUAAUGGGACCAGAAGGUUUUUGUGUGUUUACGGUAGUCAAAAAUGAAAUGUGUUUGUGCUAGAGAGAGACAUUGUCCUCCUUGAGUGUUCUGUCUUCUGUUCCCCAUUUUUUCAWAAAAUGUUUCAUGUUUUAAAAUUUCAUUUGAAACAACAGAUGAAUAUGAUAAGAGCAUCUCCUGGAUAUCAAUGAAAGCAGAGUUUAAAAAAACACAUUACAACAGUUCAGACCUUGAGAGGUUAUGAAYAAAUAUUUUAUGCAGCAGCUUUUAAGUUUAUUGAAUCUGUAGGUCUCACYGUUGCUUAUCACAAUCACAGCUUUGUUCAUAGUCACACGCAGUAAAUAUAUUCUCUUCAGCCAAAACUUAUAUAUUUAAACUUCUGUCUUGUGAUAUUGACUUCAUAAAGACACUGAUGAAGAAAACCCACCAAUAUACUGUCUUACAAACAAAAUUAGACAAAGGUGUAGUCAGAAAAUGGUUUUGGACACAGAUUUGUGUCAGAGUCUGCUUUGUACUUGACAAAUGUAGCUGCCCUUGUCAUAUUUUGGUUGUUUCUUUGUYGGAACUAUAGAACAACUCACUUAUUUGUUAUCAGACCUUUUUCUUGGAAGUCAUUUUGGCUUUUACAGGAAAAGUUAAGAUGAAAUUGUAAAUAUUGUUUAUUAAGUUUCACUAUAGCCCAGGAACGUUCCAGUAAGAAAGCUUCUAUAAAAUCAAAGUGAGGUCCAAGUCAUCAAACUUAAYGUCACCAAUAAUACUAAUUCUGCCUUUUUUUCCCUGCUGUGUCUAUUGUGAAAAAAUAUAUUCAUUUGGAUUUUUUGUUGGUUUUUUUGUAUGUGGUAACAUUAAUGACCAAAGGUAUUGAUUUUGUUUACAUGAUAAAAAUUUUGACCUGUCUACUUGCUUUCCACCAUGUUAUGUUAUUGCUUUUAUCUUUUCCCGUCGCCUGUUGUAACUGUGGUAGAGUUUUAUGUUUUCUUUUUGCAAGUAUACAUGUAUCUGAUUAGAUUGUGUUCAUCUAGUUGCUUGUGCUUCAGAUUAGAUCGUUUCGGCAGCAUAAGGGCUCAUACUGUGAUUUAAAAUGUUUUACUUCACACUAACACGCUCGAGAGCCUCUUGGAUGUUGAUUGUGUCACGGGAAUUUGAAAUGGUCCAGGAUGAAUAUUUGUGUAAGUGAUGAUAGAAACACAUUAAAUUGCAAACAAGGUGG